AAAAAAAAACGUGGCCUCUGAAUCUAAUUUAUCUAGAGCAAUAUCUGGAAUCUAGAUUAUACGGAGGUUAUCUCGGUAAAAAAGCGGCGAGGGCACAGGUGUAGUCUCGUUCUUUUUCCUCGGAGUCGCGCGCCAGGCGCGUGUCGCUACUGCUCGAAUACCAAUAAUCUAUAUUCAUCGCAACGAUAAGUAAGUGUUAAUAUAAUCGCGGUGGGCUCCCGAAAAUGCGCUGCGUGCUCUCGACGGCCGACGUGAGUGUUCUGUUGUGCGGAAUUUCGCAGAAUCGUGCAAAAUGAAUAGCUCUAGGAAGGUGUACAGUAAUCCGAACCCCAAGCUUUACGCCAAUCUGCUGAGUAGAUUGUUGUUUAGCUGGCUCUACCCACUGUUCCAACUGGGAAAGUAUCACGAGUUGGAGGCGAAAGAUCUCUACAAUGUUCUGCCCGAAGACCUGAGUGGAAGCCUGGGCGAGCGCUUGGAAAGUUGCUGGACUAGGGAGCUGGCCGAGUCUCGCGCGGGCAAAAGAAAGCCGAAAUUCCGGAAGGCCAUAGUGAAGUACCUCGGCUGGUCCUACAUGAAGUACGGGAUCAACAUGUUCGUGCUGAACAUGUUCGUGAGGGUGACGCAGCCCCUGGUCCUGGGCAGGUUGGUGUCCCACUUCUACCAGAACUCGACGACCACGACCUGGGACGGCUACAUCUACACCUCGUGCCUCGUCUGUCUGGUAGUCCUGCAGGUGAUGCUGAUACAGCACGCCAAUUACGGUCUGAGCGUCAUUGGCAUGAGACUCAGGAUAGCCUGUUCGUCGCUCAUAUACGGAAAAAUGAUGAAGCUCUCCUGCUCGUCGGUCCACCAAGUGUCGAGCGGUUCGAUCCUGAACCUCCUGUCCAGCGACGUCGCCAAGUUCGACACCUUCUUCCUGUCCUUCCACUACGUCUGGAUCAUUCCGCUGCAGGUCGUAGCCAUGGCUUGCCUCAUCUGGCAGAGAAUCGGCAUCGCCACCCUUGUCGGCAUCGGCUCCAUGAUAACGGCCAGCAUUCCCAUACAGUUUCUCUUCGGCAGAAUAAUCCGAGCCAUGCGAAUGAAGGGAGCCGCAGUUACCGACAAGAGGAUACUCGUGAUAAGCGAGCUGAUCAGCGGCAUUCGCGCGAUCAAAAUGUACGUCUGGGAGCAACCGUUCGAACGGCUCGUAACUCUAACUAGAAGAAAAGAAAUAGAUAUCAUUAAGAUCUAUUCCUACUUAAAAGGUAUUUCGCUUGCUACCCUUAUGUUCACUAAUCUUACGACCUUAUUUUUUACGCUUUUGGUAUACGUACUUCAGGGCAAUGCUAUAUCAGCUAACACAGUUUACGUGAUCACGUACUAUUAUUACUAUCUUCGAUUGACGCUAACUUAUCACUUUCCCAACUCCAUUAACGUCUUGGCCGAGACGAGCGUUUCCGUCAAACGUAUAGAAAGCUUUUUGCUUCUGGAUGAAGUCAGCAAGACGGUCGAGUCGUCGAGCUCGAGCGAUGAUACGGACGGAAGCGCUGUCUCGAUCAGCAAUGUGACCGCCAAGUGGGCCAAAAAGUCCGUAGUCAAUACGUUGAGCGAUCUCGAUAUUCGCGUGACCUCGAAAAAGCUCUACGCGAUCGUUGGUCCAGUAGGAGCCGGAAAGAGCUCCUUGUUGAAACUACUAUUGGGCGAAUUGCAACCGAGCGCUGGUCGGGUCUCGGUGUCCGGUAGCAUAGCCUACGCAAGCCAAGAGCCCUGGCUGUUCACCGGCUCCAUCAGAAGCAACAUCCUGUUUGGUGAGCCCUAUCAAGAGGACAGGUAUCGCCAGGUCGUCCAGGUUUGUGCACUGGAGGAGGACUUUGAGCACCUACCUCAUGGCGACCGAACGCUUGUUGGCGACAGAGGAGCCGCCCUCAGUGGCGGUCAGUGCGCACGAAUCAACCUUGCUAGAGCCGUCUACAGAGAUGCUGACAUUUAUUUGUUCGAUGAUCCUCUAUCGGCCGUUGAUACUCAAGUUGGCAAACAGCUGUUCUACGACUGCAUCGACACAUUGCUCAAGGAUAAAACUCGAAUUCUUGUGACGCAUCAGGUGCAAUAUCUCAAAAAGUCCGAUGUCAUCGUAUUCCUCAACAAUGGACAAGUAGAGUUCCAGGGAACGUUUUCAGAAUUUCAAGAAGACGACGGGAUAUUUCGGCAUUUAUCAUUGGACAACGAGAAUAACAAUAAUGAGGAGAAGGUAUCGAGUAUUUCGCAAAAGACUCGACGACUGGUGAACGAGUCCUUACAAUUGAACGAUACCGACGAUCCAGUCAAAUCGACCGUCGAAAAGGAUCAGGACGAAGAUCCCCAAGAAACGGAAGAACUAAUCGAGAAACGGGACAUAAGAAAAUCCUUGUAUUUAAGAUACUUCCGAGCUAGUGGCUCUCAUGCUCUGCUUUUCGUCACAGCUCUGUGCUUUCUCUUGGCCCAGGCACUUCUCAGCAGUUCCACUUAUUGGAUCGCCUACUGGACUCAGAGGGAAGACAGGAUACUGCAAUCCAACAUCACAUCAAACGUUACAGAAUCGACAAACAGCGAGGAUGCCGAUUUGGAUUCGCAGCAGGCUCUCUGGAUUCUGGGAGGCCUAACAUUCGCCAGUGUUUUAGUAUGCGUCAUCAGCAAUAUCUUACUUUUCAAGACUUGCUUGGAUGCCAACAAAAACAUUCACAACAAUAUGCUUGCUCGUCUGCUGAAGGCACCUCUGCGAUUCUUCGAAAUAAAUCCAUCCGGUAGAAUCUUAAAUCGAUUCUCCAAAGACGUCGGCGCCGUGGACGAGAGCCUACCGGUAUCGAUGCUUCAGACAGCGCAGUGGUGCUCCAUCGUUCUGGGCAACUUAUUGCAGGUACUCAUCGUCAAUUGGCUCACCGCCUUUCCGUUGCUCAUCGUUCUCUUCUUGUACGCCAGAAUCAAAGAUACAUAUCUGACCACCGCACAGAACAUCAAGAGACUUGAGGGAAUCGCCAAGAGUCCAGUAUUUUCGCACGUCACGAUGUCCCUAUCAGGUCUUCUGACUAUCAGAGCCUGCGGCGCCGAAUCGCAAUUACGUCGCGAGUUCGACGAACAGCAGGACGGCCACACCGCCGCGCACUUUCUGGUUGUCGCCUCCUCGGUGGCCUUUGGCUUCUGGAUAGAUGCUGUCUCCGUCGCGUUCAUCGUCCUGGUCAGUUACAGCUUCCUGUUUUUCUGGGGUGGUGGAUUCGCAGCGAGUUUCGUCGGCUUAGCUUUGACCCAGGUUAUCGGACUCUGCGGUUCCAUGCAGUCCUGCAUGAAAAACUAUGCAGAGGUCGUCGCUCAGAUGACCAACGUUGAGAGGAUGUUCCAGUUCACCGAGCUGGAACAGGAGUGCCCGUCAAGCGAGAGGGAAGAAGAUCACAUGGUGAAGGUGAUGGAGAGACCACCACUGUUUUGGCCCAGCAAGGGUGAGAUCAUAUUUGAAAGAGUCAGUCUGAGAUACUUGGACGACGCUGAGCCGGCGUUGAAGGAACUGAGUUUUACUAUUGAACCAGGAAUGAAGAUUGGAAUAGUCGGACGCACUGGAGCAGGAAAAUCAUCCUUGGUCUCUGCCCUGUUUCGAUUAGCCAAGCUCCAAGGUUCUCUGUACAUCGAUGGCAUCGAUACCCAGUUGAUCGACCUGGCCCACCUACGCGAGCGAAUCUCCAUAAUUCCUCAGGAAGCCGUCAUCUUCACAACUUCGGUUCGUGAAAACUUGGACCUUUAUGGCCGAUUUGACGAUUCGCUGCUGUGGUCAGCACUUGACGCAGUUGACCUGAAGUCGUCGAUACCUUCGCUGGACACGAGGCUGGAUCACGGUGGCGCAAAUCUCAGCGUCGGUCAGCGACAGUUGCUCUGUUUGGCUAGAACCAUAAUUGAGAACAACCGGAUUCUGAUUCUGGAUGAGGCGACAGCCAACGUGGACGAAGCCACCGAUCGACUGAUCCAACAGACCAUCAGACACCAAUUUAAAGAUUGCACUGUGCUAACCAUCGCUCACAGGCUGAACACGAUACUGGAGAGUGACAAAGUCAUCGUCAUGGACAGGGGAAGGAUCGUAGAGUUUGAUGAGCCGGCCAAAUUACUGGAUAAAAGCGGUGGACACUUGUCGAGAAUGGUUGAGCAAACGGGCGACGAUAUGGCCGAACAUAUCCGGAAGACUGUUAGAAGGGUAUACUAAAUGUUUCCAAGUGUUUGAAAUAAUGGUUUUAUAAUCAUAUGGAAUACGCGAUUUAAACUGCCAACUUGAAAUUCUUUACAAAUAAUCCAAUAAUUUAUUCAAAUUUACGGUAUUUACAUUUUGUGAAAUCUAUGUACAAAUAAAACUUUCCAUCACACAAGUAA
This is a messenger RNA of Nasonia vitripennis (jewel wasp), 4365 nucleotides long. RefSeq names its product multidrug resistance-associated protein 4-like. NCBI's taxonomy places the organism in Eukaryota, Metazoa, Arthropoda, Insecta, Hymenoptera, Pteromalidae. The transcript has 14 exons. Gene Ontology annotation, molecular function: ATP binding; ATP hydrolysis activity; ABC-type transporter activity. Gene Ontology annotation, cellular component: membrane. The record is from RefSeq and is a predicted model, not a curated record. Gene Ontology annotation, biological process: transmembrane transport. Bases 293 to 4201 code for a protein of 1302 amino acids.